Messenger RNA from Pygocentrus nattereri (red-bellied piranha), 9189 nucleotides. RefSeq names its product tetraspanin 9a (gene tspan9a). NCBI's taxonomy places the organism in Eukaryota, Metazoa, Chordata, Actinopteri, Characiformes, Serrasalmidae. The coding region runs from base 647 to 1669 and encodes 340 amino acids. Gene Ontology annotation, cellular component: membrane. The record is from RefSeq and is a predicted model, not a curated record. The transcript has 7 exons.
CGCUUCAGCACUGGAUGGGGACAGGAGGCAAUGCCCAGUAGAUGCAGCUGCCGAUAAUAGCACACAUCAGAGAUCGAGUGAGCACAGGCUCACAGGGGAGAGGAGAAGAAGAGAGGAGCGCAGCAGUACAGCACCAUGAGACUCCUGCAGAAGCAAGCAGAUAACUGAGGCUCUGUAAGAAAAGACAGAGAGUCUCGGUGCAGUGGAGAAGCUCAGAAUCUGUCAGACAGAGGGAGGUGGAAGUUAGAAGCUGCGAGAGAAGAAAAGAGACAGAGAACAGAAGGAAGGGGUGGAAGUUAGAAGCUGUGGGAACUCUUGGAGCUUCUUUUGGAAAGCAGCACUGAGGUCAGCAGGCAGCUGAACUGCCUGGACGAGAGCCGAACACAUGGGCACAUAGGCUGCUGGAACUUCCCACAGAAGCUCAUGCCUGGGCUUUAGAAGCUGAGGAGCAAGUGUGGUUUAACCUAGGCUGACAGUUCCUCUGGCAGUCCCUGUCUAUUACCAACCAGCCUGAUCAGCCUUAGAGACUGGAAAAGGGCUGGCUCCAUUUGGUGGAGCAUCAAAGAGUUAGUUGAAGCUUCUGACCAGCUUAUUCAGAGAGACAUGUUAGAGUAUGAACUGCAGAGCAUAGCCGCAGCCCCAGAGCAUGGAGAAGUCAAGUAGCGAGGAAUCCGCAAUCCACCGCAGCCCCUCUGUGGACAGCCACGACUCGGACUUUGCUCGAGCGUCCACCUCGGGACGCCCCUUCUCGGGACGGGGCUUCACUGCUGGUGCUUUCUACGGCUCCACAGGCCCACGUACACAGCAGCAGCAGCCCGGCACAGGCCAGAGCGGCGCAGCCGUAGACGACAAGAGCGGGAAUAAGUACAGCUCCCCCAAAGGCAGCAAAUACGUGGUCUUUUACCUGGAUCUAUCCUUUGUGUUCCUUUUAGAAUUCAAGAAGUGCAACAUGGCAAGAGGCUGCCUGUGCUGUUUGAAGUACAUGAUGUUCCUCUUCAACCUCAUCUUCUGGUUGUGUGGCUGUGGGUUGCUGGGUGUUGGGAUUUGGUUGGCUGUGUCUCAGGGCAGCUUCGCCACUUUCUCACCUUCCUUCCCGUCCCUGUCCGCUGCCAACCUGGUCAUCGCCAUAGGCGCCAUUGUCAUGGUGACCGGCUUCCUUGGUUGCUUGGGUGCCAUCAAGGAAAACAAGUGCCUACUCCUGAGCUUCUUCAUUGUCUUGCUGAUUAUUUUGCUGGCAGAGCUGAUUUUGCUCAUCCUCUUCUUCGUGUACUCGAAUAAGGUCAGUGAAAAUGCCAAGAAGGACCUGAAAGAUGGCCUUGCUCUCUACUACUCGGACAACAACAUUGGCCUGAGGAACGCUUGGAACAUCAUCCAAGCUGAGUGGAAGUGCUGUGGUGUGACAGGUUACACAGACUGGCAUGAGGCUCUAAAGGAGAAGGUGGUACCAGACCGCUGCUGCCAGGAGCAUUAUCAGGACUGUGGCCGUAAUGUCACCAAUGAGUUCUGGAAGCGGGGUUGCUUUGAGAAGGUGGAGGAGUGGCUGGACGAUAACAAGCACCUGCUCGGCACUAUUGGCAUGUGCAUUUUGGUUGUCCAGCUCCUGGGUAUGGCCUUCUCCAUGACACUGUUCCAUCAGAUCCACAGAACAGGGAAGAAGUAUGAUGCCUAGCUGCGCUGAAGUACAGAGGGGCGUUCCACUGCAUUAUUAUGGGACUGAAUUUGGAGGCCCCUCGAAAUCCCCUACAUACCACCAUUGGCCAAGUCCUAACCUUAUUCCCUGUUUUCCCCCGACCACUCUGUACAGACAUCAGCCAUGCGUCCCUUCUCUUCUCUUCUCUCCCGACACCACUCAUCUGCCAAAGAGAAAGAGGGACAGAGAGGAAGGAGUUCAGACUGUUUGGUUUGAAAAUUCUUGGGUGGUUGUCUCCCUCUUCAGCUCCUUUAGAACCUUUAUUUUCUACGCUUGGACUAACUAACGUUUGCAGGAAAGGAGAAUAUCAUGACAAUAAAACUGCAUUGCUUUACUAAUGCAUAAUUCCCACCCUGCAAAGCAAGGACAAAACAUAGAAGACUGAUAGCCAUGCCAACCUCUGGGUGGGGUGCAUUUUAAGUGUUGUUCAAAUGUUAAAAUCCCCUCAACAAUGAAAAUGACAAAAGGUUCCGUCUUGGCAUGCUGCAGUUUUCUACUCAGUGGAAACCUUUGUCAUUUAAGGCUAUGUUUUUUGUCUGUUUGUUUGUCUUUGCCCCUAUUUUAAUUACAUCUUUACGCACCUCUGAAGUUUGUCCUCUGAAGGAGACUGCUGAGUAGGUCUGUGGGUUGUAGUAGAGGGUUAGUCAGUUCUAACUUGCUCUAACUGAAAUCUGUCUGUGCUCGUAUGUUCAGAUUUGUGAUGGGUGGUUUGAGAAGAUGCCAACGGGGGUUGAAAUUUCAUGCAAGAAAUGAGACUGACAUUAAGAUAAAGAAGGAUAGACAGCUGUGGAUAUUUCAAGUCAUUUUUCAGUAUGUUUGAUCACCCUGCUUUGCAUAGAACUCAAACAAGAUCACUCAAAUAAAUGUCAUAUUUCUCUGUCUAAAUUCAGAUAAACACAACAUGCUCAGUAACGAUACUUCUACAUACAGUGUGUUUUAGAGCCAGUCAUGAAGUUUCAGAGUCCUGUUGUGGCAGUAAUGGACAAAAAGCAUGUGCAGCAAGCUGAGGUUUUGGAGAGAGGCUAAAGAGUAGAUCAAGGAGUGUCCAGUUUAUGAAGAGUACGGUUUGUUGGCCUGGUGAAUUGUUUAGUUCAAGCUAGACUGAAGCUGGACACCCCUAGGGUAGAUCAUUUGUGCCAUUCUACCUCCCUAAGGGCACUUUCACAAGCACAUGGUAUCUGUCAAAAAUGCUUUGAUAUGCAUUGCUGGUUUGUUGUAUGUUUGUGGGCAGUAGGGGUUGCAUAGACUGAAUCGUGUAGGCAGCGCUAUGGACAGGUCAGAUAUUUAAAAAACUGCAGUUAACAGGCUGGAGGAGAGAACAGUUUUUCUGCUAAACAAAAGUUCUGCUCAAAGUACUUUAUUACUGUGGAAAUAGAACAAGAAAUGAAACCAAUUCCACUGCAAGCUGUGAAAGCUUGCACAGACCAGGUAGGUUUUGAGAACUGCACUAGGAAAAAACAUGCCAAACAUCUAAUCCCAGACCACUUAGCACAAUUUGUACAACAAAAACAAACUUGGAUUACCAACAGAAAAUGUACCUCGUUUACUUGCUACUUACAGUUUCAAACACAAUUUAAGAAUAGUGUUAAAAACCGAAUGUCAUGUGAAUGUUUCCUAGUUGUACGACUAGGCCUGUAUCUUACUCUGAAAGGCUUAUUGAUAAAUAGAUGCAACUGCAUGCUACUAGCAUUUAGCUUGAAAGAACAGUAAUUUCCCAUUGGGCAGUGCACGGAACAGUUUAAAUUCUCAGUAAGUGGUGAGUUUCUGAGAGCUCUGGUGAUUUGGUGAUGAGUCUGAGUACUUCUGAAACUUGGUGAUGUACAAUAAACUCUUCUGCAGUUCAAAUCUCACAGCUCAAUCUGCAGGAUAAGAUCUGCCACAAUAACAAACCCCUGUUAGCAAGCUAACCGCAACUAACAAACUACUUUUCACAGACAUCUGGAACUCUCACUUUUUAAUGUGGUAAUGAAGAACAGUCAUGCCACCCCUUAGUGGGCAGAGGUAGGUGUUCUCCCAUGUGACUAAUAUAUACAGGAAAUUCAUGGAUGGUUGAAAGUGAAGAAACUGAUGAUUCCUUCUGUGAAGAACAUUGACAGUAAUGCACCCCAUGAGCUGUCAUAGAUCUUUAAAAUUGGAUUGUACAGCUCUUAAUGUGAGCUGAUAGCAAUUAGUUUCUACUCAAUAUCAACAAAACUCUCUCUGCUUGGCUGAUAUAUGGUAAUGUGUUCUGUGAGGGUGGCACGAUGCAGUGGGUAGCACUAUCACCUUAUUACAAGAAAGGCCUGGGUUCGAUUCCCAGCCGGGCACCAGGGUCCUUUAUGUACGGAGUUUGCGUGUUUUCCCCGUGUCUGUGUGGGUUUCCUCCCACAGUCCAAAGACAUGUAGUCAGCCCAAUUGGACAUGCUAAAUUGCCCCUAGAUGUGAGUGUGUAUGUCUGUUUGUCUGCCCUACGAUGGACUGGUGAUCUGUCUAGGCUGUUUCCUGCCUUUCGCCCAUUGACCGCUGGGAUAGACUCCAGCCCCCCCAUAACCCAGAAGAACAAGUGGCUUAGAAAAUGUGUGUGUUCUGUGAGGUAAAAGAGCAGCAUGAUUUUGAGCAUUUACACUGGAGAUCAAAAUUAGAGAACAAUUCAAGAACACUUGAUUUUUUCAGAAAUAAUCAAUCUUCAUUGGUCAACAUUUGUAGGAUUUUUUGUUAGGGGUAUACCAUGCCACUAGAACAGCGUUUAACAAAAUAACAAAAGAACUUCAACAAAAAAUCUUUAUUUUGCAAAGAACACAAUGAUCAAAAUUAGAGAACAGCAAUGACUGUAGCACAGAGAAAGAUUACAAUAAAAUUUUCUGAAGGUUACAACAGUCACCAGUCAGUAGGAGGUGUAAAGGCCUUUGCUUUGAAUGACUUCAGCACAUCUGCAGCCACAGGACAUCACUAGUCUCUCACACUGCUCUGGUGUGAUUUUGGUCCACUCUUCUUGCAGUUUCUACCACAGUUCGGUGACUGUAGUGGGUUUCUUGGCCAUAACUUUGUCACCAAGGAUUUUCCAGAGGUUUUCUAUUGGGUUUAGAUCAGGACUCUGAGCUGGCCAUUUCAUUGUUUCAAUGUUUUCAAUUUCAAGGAACCGCUUUACCCGUUUUGCUGUGUGACAAGGGGCAUUGUCAUGCAUGAAAAUUGCUGGCUGAUUGAGUGACAAACGCAAGGAAGGAACCACGUGUUGUUGAAGAAGGUUCUAAUACACACUUGCAUUCACUCUGCCGUGUAGCUGUAUGAGAGGCCCAACUCCUGCUGCUGAAAACAUUCCCCAAACCAUGACAUUUCCUCCUCCACCUUUCACUGACUUUUUUACACACUUCGGGUUCAGUCUUUCCCCAGUUUUUUCGACGAACAUAAUGUUUCCCAUCAUACCCAAAUAAAUUAAACUUGCUUUCAUCACUAACGUGAACUCUGGACCAUGUUUCCUCUGUCCACACAACAUGCUCCUCAGCAAAGGUUAAUCUAGUCUUUUGAUUCUUUCUGCUAAUGAGAGGUUUGGUCACUGCAGAGUGGGCUUUCAGUCCAAAUGCUCUUAAACGUCGAGACACUGUAUGACGAGAUCGAUCCUUACCCUGUUCAGUGCUGAACUGGCGAGCAAUUCCAGCUGCAGUGUUGAACCGAUUGCCCAUGGAGAUUCUCCGCAUUAUCCUGUCCUCUCUUGCAUUUGUCUUUCAUGGACGACCAGCUUUCUUGGGAGACUUGAAUGAGUUUGUGGUGUUGGAAAGAUGCAGUAUUCUGGAAAUUACAGACUUGGAACGACCAACUUCUCGGCUGAUAGGGUCACCCCUUUGACCUUCAUCUUGACAACCUGCUGACGGAGGGUUUCAGUCACUUUGGAACGGCUUUCCAUCUUGCAAAGUCAGUGAAAACUGGAAACUUGGGCUGCCAGUUAAAGAGGGUUUGUCAGAAAAUUAAGGAAAUUAGCACCAGGUGCCAUAUUAACACCACCAACUUGCAGGUGUCUGAAAGUGUUCUCUAAUUUUGAUCAGUGUUCUCUUUCAAAUACUUCAUUUAAGUUUUUUUAUACUGUGCCUUACAGUGUAGGCACCUCAUGAAAUAUGUUUGAAAUACUGCUCUUUAACUCCUGUUAGGAUAAAUUCACACAACAUAGUGACCUUGACAUUUAGGAAAUUGUGUGUUGUUCUCUAAUUUUGAUCUCCAGUGUAUAUUAGGAACUCAGGAUAUCAAUGCAUUGCCAUCAUUGAUAUCUAUGCCAAGAGGUGCAUUUUUGACUGAUACCAGAAUGUCCUUAUGGGAUUCAACGGUAAACUGGUGAACAGAGACAAAGUUAAAGUAGUCUCUACCAAAAAAGAGCUUCCAGACACUAAGCCAGAGCCUGGCUCCAGUAUCAUUGAUUGUCUGAGUGUGAGAUUCUGCAUUCUUUGUUUCUGUGCAUCUCAGCUGCUCAGCCAGUGUUUCUGUUCACUCGUUCCAUCUUUUCAUUAUUUUUCUUGCAUGAAGGCUAGAAUGUGCCCCAGAGGUUACAGUUUGCAUUUUCAACUGACAUUCCUUGUUAGGUGAGCUGAUUUUGAAUCUGUACCUCUAGUUCAGAUUCUGCUCUGGUGUCUCCCUGCCUCCAGCUCAGAGGGGAAUGGAAGGAGCCAGAUCAAAGGCAAUGCUUUUCCGAGAUGAUGGCAAACGAGGCCUUAGAUUGAAAGGCCAUUUACCAGCUCAGUUUUGUGGGCUUUAAUUGCAUGCUGUAGAACAAGAAUUACUUUGUCCUGGCUGCAUUUGCUGUCAGACAUCCUGGCGAGAGCGAGAGGGAGGGGUCAUCAUGUUGUCUCAUAUCAAACCUGGCACUUGGACAGCCGUGACCUUCUCCCCAGGUGUUAGGCUGGGGAUUAGCGUGUGCUGUGCUGAUGUUAACGCCACACGUCCAAUCAGGUAUUGACAGGUUUGUUUUUUUUUUGGGGUUUUUUUUUUGCUGUUUACUGUAGUUGGGGAAAUUGGUUUUAAACAAUCAGGGACCAGAUGUGGUCAGCAGUUCAGAUUUUCAUCCUAGAUACAUGGAGAAUUGGAGUUGUAUUCUGCUUUGGAUGAGCGUAAGAACGCUGUCACUGUGCAUUGCUGCUAUGAGAGACGUCGUUUGAGGUUCUUAAGAGUGAGAAGACGUGACGGGAAAGAUUAACAACAGCUAAGAAACACUGCAGACUCUACCACAAUAACCCUUUGCUUGUUAACACCUGGGGAUGUCUGAAUGCUGGGGAAUGUUUGGAAUUGGUGUGGAGCUGAAGGGCAACAAGCCUACUAUUAUAGACAAGCAGUGAUUAAACACAGUGAGAAAAUAAAUAUGUUUUUUUUUUUCAUUGUCUUCUUUUUUCUUUCUUUUUUUAUUUGCAUGGAAAAAUUGUUCCAUCAAGCAAAACUACUAAUGCAAAACAGUGGAAACGGGUGAUGCAGGUGAUGCAGGGUUUCUUUGUGGUUUUGCUGCAUAAUUACAGUACAUUUUUAAUAUCUUUUGAAUGGAGGAACAAUGCUGUCCCCUGCUCUCAUGAUCUUGAUUUGUGCAAGAAUUGGGUAAUUUCUUAAAAUCAGCUGUAACCUUCAUUUUUCCACCCAAUUGUUUAAUGCUAAACCCAUUUGUCCCUUGCUGGGCCGUCAUCUUAUUACGUAUAUUAAGCUGCAGUUGUAUUGUUUCAUGAAUGGAUUUUGGAAGAAUACACAGAAAUUAUAAAAAAAAAACAAAUCUGCCAACAGCUUUUAAUUUUCUGUAUAAUUGUAUCUGUUCUUGUUUCACACUGCUUUAAUUCAAUAUCAGAUUAGGUGAUUCUGGCUGCAUAUCAUCUCAAAUACACCCAGCAGAUGUGAAAUAAGUGCAUAUUUUUCAUGACCUCAAGUCUUGCUCUCAUCAAGUAUUAGAAAGGUUGUCUGUAAUAUCUAACUGCACAGGUGGGGGGGCAACAAAAUGCCUGUUACAUUAACACAAGGGUUACAUUAUCGAUUUGUUGCAUUCUUAUUCUUUUUAUUUUGUAUGUUGGGUGUCAUUCUUGUCUGUUUUUAUUCCACAGCCUGUUUUACAUGUUUUAUUCUUUUAUUUCACUUCCUGGAUUGGCUUUCUUUUGAAGGUCAGCUCAGCAACCUGACAAGAAUUAGCAUAACAGGACUUUUAAUUUUGAAAAGGCUCUGAUCUGACUGCCUUAUUAUCAGAUCAGCAGAAUUCGUUGUUCGGUCUUCGCAGUUUAUGCUACACAUUCUAAUCUUAUUCACAAUUUUAAUCCAAAUAUUACUGAACCAAGACAGUUCUUAAUGUGUAAUAUGGUUUGUUCUUUACUGAGCUGAUCUUCAUACGUUAAUGCAUCACCUCGCGCUAAGCUCUAUGUUUUCAGUUUGCCCUGUCUGAAUUGAUCGUUUCCGGCCCAACAUAGACAUGUCAGAAUACUAUGUAGAAUGUUUGUGUUGUCUAAAUGUAUAUUUUGGUAAGUCAUUUUCUUAAUUGCCACUGAAACGAGUUUUGUACCCAUUUGUUGUUAUCCAGUAUCUUUUGUUUGUUUAUUAGCUUUUUUGCAUUUGUAUUUUUCAAUUCGAGUGUAACUCAGUUCUGUACAUGUUGCUAUUUGUUGGUACUGUAUUCAUAUUUUGACACUGUUGCAGGGAAGCAUUUUAUCCAUAGACCUGAGUAAUCAUGAUAUAAAUUAUCCAAGUAUUCCAUUCUUUCUUUGAAACACUGUCCCAAAAGUAAUUAAUUUGGUAUGGAAAGAAGGGAUUUGGAAAGCAACUGAUUUCUACCACCUUUAUCUGUAUUUUUGUACUACAGUCCUAACCCCAGCACUAACCUGCAUAUACGAGCUGUGGAAACGUACUCUCUUGAGUGGUGUGUUUGAUGUAGUGUCAUGGUGGGUGGCAGUUCUAAUAUCUUGUCAACUGAGCUUUGUCCUGUGGAGUUUUUUUGGCUACUUGUAAAGCACUAUAUAAUAUCUAUAUUAGGUGGUGCACUAAAUUUCACUCUUUAAAUCCUAUUUUUUAAAUAAAGGAAAGUGUGUCGCAAAACUCCAUGAUAAUGUAUAGUCAUUGACUUUCUUCUUAAUGACUGAUUCUUCAGAUGAUUUUUGUAUGCACCAUUCUAGACACUACAUUGAACUUUGUUUAAAUUUCGCCAUGAUAUCUUAGAAGACAUUUAUAAGUGUGUUGGAACAGAUAGCAGCUGUAAGGUGGUUCCUAUCCGCUCUGGAAAAGCCUGCUGCUAAUGAAAUACUGACCGUGUGUCCACAAAAGACUUUGAAAUGAAGCAUUACGGCACACUGAGAAAUAAGUGUUUAAGAACUUUUUCUACGCAUUAGAAACAACUUGGUGCGAGUGCCGCAUUAUUUUUCUACUGAGCUUUAUUAAAUGAUUAAUCUAACUUCUGUACCAUUUCACUUUGGCUAUUUUUCAAAACACCUUUUCUUCUAUGCAAAAGCCCUGUUUAGGCUUUUUACUGAUCAUUUUGUAUUAGAUCCAUGUAAUUAAAUAAACUUAUUAGAAUUAAUUGA